GCGCUGCGGCCAUUGUUCAAGGUUCGCUUUUGGGAAUUGCUUCUGUUCUUCCACCGCGCAAUAUAAGGGCAUUCUUAGAAGGCCAGGCGAGUUCCGGUGUCAUCGCUGCUGUCGCUCAGAUCUUGAGCCUUGCCGGCUCCUCUCUUAUCACAACCAGUGCAUUCGCCUACUUUCUUGUUGCGUUGAUCUUUCUUGGUCUGUCAACUGCACUGACAUUGGCUUUGAAACGGAAUGAGCACUUUUUGUACUACUGGAAAGCCGAAUCCACCUAUCAGACGAAGGAAGAGGAAAGCAAAGACAGGGGUGCCAAUGCUUCUGGACUCAGUGCUGACACCUUGGACACACUGGUUGAAUCCAAUGGCCAGCACAAAACGGGUUCCUCACCAAUGCGUCUGUUAAAAUCGUUGGGUGAGAUGUGGGUUCACGGUUGCUGCGUGAUGGUCACCCUAAUGUUCACACUGAUGUUGUUUCCUGCUCUACUCCAACCAAUCAAGUCGAUGAUUGACGAUCCCGAGAACGUAUGGGCAUCUAAAUUUUUUAUCCCUGUUAUUGUAUUCUUGUCAUUCAACCUCUUCGACUGGAUUGGUCGUACCCUGGCCGGCUUCAUCAAAUGGGCUGCUCUUACUCCCACACUGGACUCGUUGGGCAUUGAUGUGUACUGUGUCUCAGAAACAAGAAUUCAAGAUGCAAGCACAGUGACUGAGCUAACCGCCCCAUCACUCUCCACUCGCUUCCAGCUGCGCACAUCUGGUGAUCCUGAGGCUGCUACAAUUGGAUAUGUUGGGGUUGGUAUCAUCCUGAGUCACGGUGCGGAAGUAUCCUUGCUUGACUGGAUAUCCGUUGACAGUCACAUCCGUUCGGUUCGUCUAGCAACGUCUGUGAAGGAGUUUAACAAGCUGGAAGUUGAUCGAUGCCUGUUUAUCGUGUUUGCUUACGCUCAAACAGACUGUAGCUCUGAUGCCGUCAAAGAUGGGUUUUAUGACAUCCUGAAUGCUCUGCUGCAGCAAGCUAAAAGCUCAGAUACUGUGGUGAUUGCCGGAGAUCUGAAUGCACAAGUGGAAAAGCUUAACGUAUCUGAGACUCAAUUAGGAAGUCGAUAUGGAUUGGACU
This is a messenger RNA of Opisthorchis viverrini, 1110 nucleotides long. RefSeq lists its product as hypothetical. The annotation marks the transcript as partial. The transcript is spliced from 6 exons. Gene Ontology annotation, molecular function: nucleoside transmembrane transporter activity. Gene Ontology annotation, biological process: nucleoside transmembrane transport. Gene Ontology annotation, cellular component: plasma membrane; Golgi apparatus. The record is from RefSeq and is a predicted model, not a curated record. NCBI's taxonomy places the organism in Eukaryota, Metazoa, Platyhelminthes, Trematoda, Opisthorchiida, Opisthorchiidae.